AUGUCGUCGAACGCUGCUUUGAAGGCAGGUGGCCAAAUCAUCGGUCACCAGUUCGUGCCCGCCUACCAAGUGGCACGAUUCCUGCCCCACCGUCACCGAGUCCUCAAGUUAUACAAAAAAGCAUGGCGUUCGAUUUCUGCUCACAACGUCGACGCCUAUGUCAUGCGUCCGUAUUUAUCUACUCACAUUAUGUGUUUUGAACACGCCGUUCUACGUGCCCGAUUUGAUGAAAACAAACAUGUCACCUCGCUGGCGAAGGCUACUGAAUUGCUUAAAGAUGGAGAAGAAGAGUUCUGGCUGAAUCAACACUACGCUCCAGAUGAGCACGGAAAGCUCCCAGAUUCGCCCGAUGGCAUGUCUUUCCAGCGAUGGGCUCAUAUGAUGCAGGAAAACAAUGUCCUCAACGAUUGGGGAGCUGACGAUUGGGCUAGAUAUCCAGAUAUUUAUGACAACUACAAAAAAUGGAAAGCGCUCCGAAACGACACCUGGGAAGAAGAAAUGCGAACUCUCGAGGAGGCCGAUGCUGCCACUAUUGCUGCCGGAGGCCGCUUGAGUGACGACUUCCCCGCCGCCAAAGAGGUUGAUGGGCCACCACCAUUCUGGUGGCGAUACGUCACCCGACCUCUCGAAAGGCCGCGACGACAAGACUUCGAUGACAUGUCCCUUUGGCACAACGAUUAA
This is a messenger RNA of Oikopleura dioica, 681 nucleotides long. The record is from the annotation of a GenBank genome assembly. Lineage: Eukaryota; Metazoa; Chordata; Appendicularia; Copelata; Oikopleuridae.